CUAGGGGGAAAAAAAUCAAAAGGAAAGAGGGAGACUACUCUAACAAUAAUUUGAUUACUUCCGAUUCUAUGAAAACAACCAGUUUGCUUUCUGUUCCACAACUGCUCUUUUUUUAGACUUUACUUAUUUAUUUUUACUUCAAAUAAGACCAGAUAAGAUGUAAAGAAAAGUUACCGUUUAGUCAGUAAUGGUUGGCUAUGGAUUGUGCUUAUGAGCACCAACUUUUAUCAUUUGCAAAAUUUUUUUUUCUUGGAUUUUUUUAAAAAGUAUAUUUUAGUUAAAUUAUAUACCAACUUUAAGCUUUGAAGAUAACAAUAUAUCAUGGCUGAAGGAUUCAACAGUCAUCAAGCUACUCAAGACCUGAAGCAGAUGUUAAAACUCAAAAACCCCUCUGUAGAAUUAGAAAUUCAGAAUGAAGACAUUGGUCAAGACUCAUCCGAUUCAACAGUAAAUAUUAAUGGGAAUGCUUUGCUGAACACCAGUGUUACUGCAGAUAAACCAAACAUCGUUGCACAACGCACUAGUCUCACCCUUGUCCCUUUGCCCAAACAGAAGAAAAAACAUGUGUCCCAUGAAAAUUCAGCACAGGACUCGAUGUCGCUGGAGAAGAAGCAGCUACCCAGUAAAGUACAAUCAGCUAAAAUAACCAAAAACAAGUAUUCAAAAGAGACUGAUUUGGAGAAAGAAAAAGCAGACUCUGGGAAAGAAAGUGCUGAUUCACUUAGUCCCGAGGAGCUUGCAGCUCAGUUAGAUUCUACAAAAAUAGAAGAAAGCCGGAAAAAAAAAGUAGACAAAGUUCCACUUCUAGGAUCUGCCCCUGAUAUUAAACCCAAUCGACCUGAUUCUAAAAAAGUAGAAAAUGCAGGAACUCGUGGCAUCAGUAAUGUUAAUAACAAUAAACCUAGACCAUCCAGGCAGGGAGAUGAAGAUUUGAAUCCUGAAUUUUUACAGAAACUAGAACAAAACAAAAUAGUUGUUCUAAAAAAGGUAAAGAAAAAUGCUCGGUUUCCUAAAGCCAAAUUUUUCUGCCAUCUUUGUGAGUAUCAUAUGGAUUUAGUUGAAGACUGUCUGAAACAUUUAAAAGAUAACCGGCAUUGUAGAAGAAUUGAAGUCAGUGCAAUGGACGCUCUUCUGAAAGCAAUACCUCCACCAACUCCUAGCCAGCUAGAAGCUCUCACUGCCGCAGUAGAAAAGGUGUAUCAAGAAAAGGGUAUUAGCGAGGCGGAACAAAAAUCUCGGAUGGAGGUUGUCAAAAGACUAGAAAAGAUUUGCCAGGAAAAAAAUCCAGGGGUUUUAAUUCACAUGUAUGGGUCAUCUUUGACUGGAUUUGGCUUAAAGACAGCAGACAUCAAUGUGGACUUGAACUCCACUGACAAAGACAAGAAACUGACAGUACUUUUGAAUGAAGUGUAUAUACUCCUAAGAGAUAAAAAAGAUACAGGAUUUUCUAAUGUCCGGACUGAUUUCUUGGCCAAAGUGCCUGUUCUGCUGUUGACAGAUGAGGCCACUGGUUAUCAGGUCACUAUUGCCAUACACUGCUACAAUGCUCAUUGUUCAGGAGAACUGUUGGCUAUUUAUUCAGAUUUUGAUGAACGAGUUAGAAAAUUGGCUAUCGCCUUCAGAUACUGGGCCAGUAUUUUUGGUUUGGAUCGUCACUAUGACGGUUUCAUUCCACCACAUGCACUCAGUCUGAUGGUCAUCUAUUACCUUCAGAACUGCAGCCCUCAGGUCUUGCCUAUUAUAACUCCUCCUAAGGUGACAGGUGAAGAAGUUGGAGACUUUCAUCAAGAUUCCCCAGCAUUUGAAAGAAUGAGGAAGAAGGUGAUGAAGUAUGCUUUUCAAAAAAGAAAUGAAUCAAGUUUGGGUCAACUCUGGCUAGGUCUCAUACGUUUCUAUAGCCUUGAAUUUGAUGUAGUUACGAAUGUGGUUACAAUCAGAAAUGAAGUACUGAAGCGUACUACCAAACCUUGGAACAGUAAAAAGCUUUCAGUCGAAGAUCCUUACAUGACCAAGAAAAAUAUAACCCGAAUGCUAAAUAAUGCUCGUAUUUAUGAGUACUGGCAAGAUGCAGUUAAAAAGUCGUAUUAUUAUUUUGGUUUGCCUCGAGAUUUUAAAGGGAAGUCUCUUAUAUCUGAUGAAGAGCUCAAGGAUAUGAGACAAAAGAUGAAAGGCAGUCAGCAGCAUGGAGAAAGCAGCGGAAGAGCACAACAACAAAAUCAAACACCUACGGACACCAGAGAAACGGAAAGUGAUGAAGAUGUUGUGAUCCCACCUAAUCCCUUGCUGGCUAAAUUUACGUCCCGAUUGGCUACUAGAAAUGAGAGAAAUUCAUCUGCUGAUGACGACGAAGACUCUUGUACCAAUGAAUGCUCCAGCGUGACGUCUGAAUCGUUACAAAGAUCACAAGCGUCAAGUCAUCUUAAUGCAGAUGAAGCUUCAACCUCCAGUACAACAGAAUCAGUUAGCCAUUCGCAGACAAAAAAUAAACUGAAAAUCCAGGGUAACCCACAUAAUGAGAGAACCACUGGUAUAUCAAAGGACAUUGAUGAUGAAAAUGAUGGAGAUGAAGAAGAGGAUUUUCUACUUGUAGAUCCCUGGCAAGAUUACCAACUUUCAUACGAGUUUACUAAAGAAACCUUCCUGACAGACGGUAAAGGCCCCAUUCUUGUGUGUAUGUAUUGUGAGCAGGAGGGUCACCUGAAGAACAACUGUCCUGAAGAUGAAUUGCCUGAAGUACUGCCAUUACCUGCACUGACCUCUCGACACGUAAGAGUCCUAACUCAAACACUGAACAGAGUUCCUUCAGAAGUGGGCUUGACAGAUGAAAGCUUGGCAGAAAGAUAUUUAAUUCUCAAGAACUUGGAAAUAUUUAUUCAACGCAUACCAGCGUAUGAAGAUGCACAGCUAGCUCUGUUUGGCUCUUCAUGCAAUGGAUUCGGCUUCUAUAAAAGUGACAUAGACAUCUGUAUGACAUUUGCAAAGAAAAAUAAUCCUGCAAAACUAGACAAGGUAGCGAUUAUAGAAACACUAGCCAGACGACUCAAACAGCAUCCUGAGUUGGCAUUUGUACAAGCCAUUACAACAGCUAAAGUGCCAAUUGUUAAAUUUACUGUAAAAAAAAUUGAAAUUGAAGGGGACAUCAGCCUGUACAAUACUUUAGCUCAGCAAAAUACAAAACUAUUAUAUUGCUACAGUCAAAUUGAUCCCAGAGUUCAGGUGUUGGGGUACACAAUUAAAACGUUUGCCAAGGUCUGUGAUAUCGGAGAUGCCUCACGUGGAAGUCUGUCGUCCUAUGCCUACAUCCUUAUGAUGCUGUAUUAUCUACAGCAAGUCAAGCCUCCACUCAUACCUGUCUUGCAAGAGCUUUACGAAGGGACAAAACCAUCACUUGAAAUUGAAGGCAGUGAAGCUUGGUUCAUGGAUGAUGCCUCACAGCUAGACAGACUUUGGCCACAUAGAGGAAAAAAUCAAUCUUCUGUAGCUGAACUGUGGAUAGGAUUCCUACGCUUUUAUGUUGAAGAUUUUAACUACAAGGAACUAGUCAUUAGUAUUAGACAGUAUGCCCCUCUGACCCGCUUUGAAAAAUUAUGGAAUGGUUCUUGUUUAGCUAUUGAAGAUCCUUUUGAUUUAAACCAUAAUCUUGGAUCUGGUUUGACAAGAAAAAUGACGAAUUUCAUAUUCAAAACUUUCAUCAAUGGACGAAUGUUAUAUGGAAGUCCUAUUGAUGACAAUAUGGAUAUCUUUGAUAAAUACCAAAACCCAUCAGACUACUUCUUUGACACUGAUUUACUGUCGGAAAAUCGACCCAUUAAUGUCAGAGGCUGCAGAAAGUGUGGAAGGAUUGGUCAUCUUGCCAGACACUGUCCUGAGCGCAAGUAUGAGGAUCAAAAGAAGCAGCUGCCAUCUACUCCGACCAAAUCCCAGCAGCAGCUCUCAUCACAGUACAAGUCACAACAGCAGCAGGCGCAGUACAAAACCACUAAACAGCAUGCUGUAGUGAGCUCUCAGAAACAAACAUCUCUAGUUCCGCCACAGAAACAGCAGAAGCCUCAGACUUCACAAAGUCAAGGGAACCCAUCCCAGAGAGGCCAGCAGAACCAGAUAUCAAGCAAAGACACUGAACGAAGAGAAAGAGGGCAGGCUAGUCAAGGAGCUCAAGGAAACUCUUCAGCAAAUGCCAACAAAAACCAGUCACCCCAGGCUGUGUCAUCUGGUCAAUUAUCUAUGAAUUUGUCGAGUAAUUCACACCUUCACCAAGUCACCCCAACACAGCUGAGGUCCUUCCAACAGGGGCAGGUGUUCCACAACAGCCAGUACCUUCAGUCGCAGCACAAUCAGUAUCCCCAACACCAUAUGAUGCAGCACCACCACCCCCAUCCGCCACAGCACAUGCCACAACACCUCUCUUCACCGCAGCAGAUGCAACAACAGCAGCAGAUGCAACAGCAACAGUUGCAACAGCAAUUGCAUCUACAGCAACAGCAUAGCAAUCCAGGGAACAUGCCUCCUGGCAUCUACCCCCAGCCAAUGAUGUUAACCAGACCAGCAAUGAGUCCCCCAACUAACUUUGGGUAUAUGCCCAGCAAUGCCAACUACCCAAACACUGGCUACCCUUAUAACAGUCCUUUGAUGAGUAGUCAAGGAGCAGUCCCGCAGCUAGCUAGAAGCCAAUUCAGUAUGAAUCCUGUUGUCCAGAACCUUUUUGCAAGUGCUCACAAUCAGAUUCUAGAUGCAAGUUCAAACCAAACUCAGAUACGAAAGCAAUAACUGCUAAUGUCUAAAGAUGCUGACUAUUGAUGAGUUUUAUUUCUAUGAAAACUGCUUUCUUCAAUGUGUAGUAUACUCUCUUUGACUUGUCUUACUCGUCUUUUAUAUUGAAAUUUGUAAAGCAGCUGAUUCUGAUUUAAGAUUCACGUUUUCAUAGAUCACCCCAUUUUAAACUUAUUUUUUAUUGUGUAAUUUUUUUUUUUAAAAUCUCUAUCUUCUUAUGUCGACUUUUUGUUUUAUACAGGACUUAAAGAAGAAAACUGUUGUGUAACGUACUGUAGGAUACAAAGUUUGUUAUCAUUCUGUUUUAUAGUUUCUUUUUUUUCUUUCGGCUUUCUCUAUUCAAUUCCUUGCUGUAUACAUUUAUAGCUCUCUUCAAAUUGUCCUUUGUAAAUAAGCUGUACAUUUGACCAUAGAAUCUGUUACAUAGGAAUCAAGGUAAUAUAUUGACUUGUGCCACAAAGAGUUAGGAUUUUUUUCAUUGAGCCAUUUGCUGAUAUUGAGACAUCCUAACGCUGAAGAAAAUAUUUUUGUUUUCGCUUGCUCCUAUCAAAGUUUAAAAACAAAUAUUUCUAUUUCAUUUUUGAACAUGAUACAAAAAAGAGUCUUUGGAUAACCAAGCAAACAAAAGAAAUUUAAUCCUAAUAUUCUGGGUGUUUCUACCCAAUUUAGCAGGCUAAAAUUUUAAAUUAGAGAUCUAUAUUUUUUAUAUACCUUUGAUUUAUUUUCUUUCACUUGAUUUAAUCACACCUUCUUUAUCCAACUUAACAAAUUAUAUAAACAAAAUAUUUAUGGACUUUCUGAAUGAAUUUUAUUUUUAUAGAAGUCAAAAUAUCUUUACUAAUAAUUUGGUUUUAUUUUUUAUUUUAUAAUUAUUAUCAAUAUUAGAAUUUAUUGGGGGAAAAAAAACAUGUAUCUAAAAUAAUCUUUAAGGUUAGCUGUAUUUACAAAUAACUACAAGUCUUGUAAAUAAAUGUAAAAUGUCUUUAAAAAAAUAUAUAUAUUUAUAAUCUUACACUUACAAGUUGUUGUUUUAGUAGAAGUGUAAGAAUAUGUGAAACUAUAUAUGCUGAAACUUGAAAGCUGCUGAUGUCCUUUCAAAAAAAAAUUAUUUUAUUUGACUCUUGAAGCUUUUCAUGUUUAGCAUCAAGAAUAAUUGUUUGUUGCUAUAUUUUUAACAAAAUAAUUUUUUUGGGGAAAAAAAAAUGUAAUUGUUAUCAAAAACUGAUUACUAAUCCAGUCUUUACUUUUUGUGGUAACAAUAGCCCCUUGUUAUUAGAAGCCAUUUUUUUUUAAAUAAAUCUUGGUUCCAAGUUAUUCACUGUACAUAAUACUGAUGACUUAAUAACAACUAAAUUAUAUUGUGGUGUUUUUUUAAUGCAUAUCAUGUAUUGUAAAGAGGAUCUUUGUUUUACGGUAACUUUUUUUUAAGUAGAAAAAAAAUGUUUUAUAGCGCUUUUGACGUAGGUCAUAUUGACCUUUUAUUUCAAAUUACAAUUUAGUUUCAAUUUUAGAUUUGAAAGUAAAUAGACCAGCCUACAUUACAAAAAAAAAAAAAACACCUUUGUUAGAGUUUUGAAGUUUUAACUCAACUUGGCUAAAUGUAAAAUUUUGUUAUAAUUUUUAUAGAGGAAGAAAGUCAACAAUUUUCGGCAUAUCAGAAAAUGUAUUAAGAUGCUCAAAGUUCCAUGGCCAGUAUGACAAAAACUGCUUUUUUUUUUCCUUCUAUGGUAUGCAAUAAAAUUUGUUAUAGUGAAGGCUUUAAUAUAGAAAUUCUUUAAUUGUCUAUAACAAAAGAUUCUUAUUCAAUAAGCCUUUUUUAUUAGCUGGGUUUAACCCUAAGUGAACCACUCUCUCCUUUGACUUGUGCAUAUAUUUAUGUUUCAUGUCAAUCACGUCUUAGAUAAUUUUAUUUUCAUUUGACAAGUCUUUCCGGAAUGUUCUCAAAUCAAUCAUUUGUACAGUAUCAGAGCUAUUUUUUCGAAAACACAUGAUAUGAAUUGAUUCCUAAUUGAAUAGCUAUUUGCUGUAAUUACUAAUUAUUUAUGUUUUGUAAAUGUGUCGGCUACUUACUAUAAUUGUCUAUCUCCCUUUUAAUUUACCUUUGUGUUGUGUUGGUAUGAAUGUCAAGACUAAAUUUAUUUACGGGUCAAAGGGAAGUGUUUUGUUUUUAAAUGAUCAGGAAGAGCAAUUCAUCAUCGGUAAACCUUGACAUAGAAAUUGCCUUGACCUUUAUGAAUUAUUGUUUUCUCUGUUGUAUUUAAUCUGUGCCUUGUCUGAGGUCUUGGACAAAAUAAAAAUAAAAAAUUAUACCUUCAUGCUUAUAUUUGAAAUCCUUUUAAAAAAAAUGUGUAACCGAUGAUUGUCUUCGUGUCCCAAGAUGAAGUAUGAGUGGUGAAUGCCUAAUGAGCUACGACAUAACCAACGUAGCAACACGCCUGUCCCAAUUGCCAUUUUUUGUAACUGAUAAAAGUCACAACAAAUAUCAAUUGUAUGUUUAAUAUUUUAAUUUCAUUAACCUGACAAUUUUUUUUUUUCCUCUACCACUUGGCAGCUUUUUUUUUAAAAUCUUUAAAUUGAUUUUAAGAUUUUUUAUUUUUUUUUUUAUUUUGGAAAACUAUGUACAGACUAGGAAUUCAAUCGACAUCCUGAUAGUUAACAUUUUUUUUUAAAAUCUGUAAAUUGAUUUGAACAUUUGUUAAUUAAAUUCAGGAAGACUAUGUACAGACUAGGAAUUCACUUCAUUGAUUUCAAUAGUCAUCCUGUUAGUUAGAUGGUAACGGAAUUAAUUUUCGUCAUAUGUUGCAAUAAAGUGAAUAGAACCAAAGUA
Biomphalaria glabrata is the source of this 7597-nucleotide messenger RNA. Its product is annotated as terminal uridylyltransferase 7-like. Bases 322 to 4767 code for a protein of 1481 amino acids. Lineage: Eukaryota; Metazoa; Mollusca; Gastropoda; Planorbidae. Gene Ontology annotation, molecular function: RNA uridylyltransferase activity; nucleic acid binding; zinc ion binding. The record is from RefSeq and is a predicted model, not a curated record. The transcript is spliced from 30 exons.